AUGGGCAAGAUUAUCUUUUAUGAGGACAAGAACUUCCAGGGCCGCUUCCACGAGUGCAGCUCUGACUGUUCUGACCUUCACUCUUACUUUAAUCGCUGUAACUCCAUCAGGGUAGAGAACGGAAACUGGAUGCUCUAUGAGCGCCCCAACUACACUGGUCACCAAUACUACCUAAAGAGGGGAGAGUACCCUGACUUCCAGCAAUGGAUGGGUUAUAAUGAUUCCAUUAGAUCUUGCCGUGUCAUCCCUCAGCACCGUGGAUCCUUUAGAGUUAGAAUCUAUGAGAGAGAGGACUUCAGAGGUCAAAUGAUGGAAUUCACUGAAGAUUGUCCCCAAGUCCAUGAAGAAUUCAACUACCAUGACAUCCACUCAUGCAAUGUUCUUGAAGGACACUGGAUUUUCUAUGAGCAACCCAACUACAGGGGGCGUCAGUACUACCUGAGACCUGGAGAGUACAGAAGAUACGCAGAGUGGGGAGCUGUGACUCCAAGAGUUGGCUCUUUUCGUCGAGUCCAAGAAUUAUUUUGA
This is a messenger RNA of Bombina bombina (fire-bellied toad), 528 nucleotides long. Its product is annotated as gamma-crystallin 1. The transcript has 3 exons. The record is from RefSeq and is a predicted model, not a curated record. Gene Ontology annotation, molecular function: structural constituent of eye lens. Gene Ontology annotation, biological process: visual perception; lens development in camera-type eye. The coding region runs from base 1 to 528 and encodes 175 amino acids. Lineage: Eukaryota; Metazoa; Chordata; Amphibia; Anura; Bombinatoridae.